This is a messenger RNA of Coffea eugenioides, 1659 nucleotides long. RefSeq names its product cytochrome P450 CYP72A219-like. Bases 1 to 1545 code for a protein of 514 amino acids. Gene Ontology annotation, molecular function: oxidoreductase activity, acting on paired donors, with incorporation or reduction of molecular oxygen; iron ion binding; heme binding. NCBI's taxonomy places the organism in Eukaryota, Viridiplantae, Streptophyta, Magnoliopsida, Gentianales, Rubiaceae. The record is from RefSeq and is a predicted model, not a curated record. The transcript is spliced from 5 exons.
AUGGAGAAUUUAAUGCUAGCAAUUUCACCAUGUUUAAUUGCCCUUAUAGUUUGUGCAUGGAGGGCCCUGAACUCUUUAUGGUUGAGGCCCAAAAAGCUAGAGAAGUGCCUUAGAGCACAGGGUCUUUCCGGGAAUUCAUACACACCAGUCUAUGGAGAUUUUAAAGAAAUGGUUUCGAUGAUUGAAGAAGCUUAUUCCAAGCCAAUCAAUCUUUCUGAUGAUCUUGUACCCCGAGUUAUACCGAUGGUCACCAAAACCAUCAAGAAAUAUGGUAGCAAUUCCUUCAUAUGGCUUGGCCCAUAUCCUGCAGUCAUCAUCCUAGAUUCUGAAUCUAUGAGGGAGAUCAUGGUGAACUAUAAUCUCUUCCAGAAGCCUCACUUUCACCCGCUUGGCAAAUAUCUGAUACAAGGUCUAGUAGCAUCUGAGGGCAAGAAAUGGGCAAAACAUCGAAAGAUAAUCAAUCCUGCUUUCCAUCUAGAGAAGCUCAAGCUGAUGCUACCAGCUUUUCAUUUAUGUGCCACCGAAAUGUUGAGCAAAUGGGAGGAAAGUGUUUCACCAGAAGGAACCUGUGAAUUGGAUGUUUGGCCACACCUGCAGACUUUAACCAGCGAUGCAAUUUCUCGUACAGCAUUUGGUGGUAAUUAUGAGGAAGGAAGAAAGAUCUUUAAGCUUCAAAAAGAACAGGCAGAGCAGGUUAUGACAGCUGUAAAAUCAUUCUAUUUUCCAGGAUCAAGGUUUUUGCCAACUGAGAGGAACAGAAGGAUAAAGGAACUUCAUAAAAAAGUUGGAGCUGCAGUAAGAGAAGUUAUUGAUGAAAGAUUAGAAGCAAUGAAAGCAGGGGAAUCAAGUGAUAACGACUUACUGAGCAUACUAUUGGAGUCUAAUCUUAAAGAGAUUGAACAAAAGGGGGAUAAAAGUUUUGGUUUGAGCAUCAAUGAUGUCAUUGAAGAGUGCAAACUAUUCUAUUUUGCCGGGCAGGAGACAACCUCAUCAUUGCUUGUAUGGACAUUGGUUUUACUGAGCAGGCAUCAGGAGUGGCAAUCCCGAGCUAGGGAAGAGGUUUUGCAAGUUUUUGGGAGAGAUGAGCCAAAUUUCAAUGGCCUCAAUCACCUCAAAGUUGUGACAAUGAUCUUGAACGAAGUUUUAAGACUAUACACUCCACUGCCUGUAAUUGAUCGAACAGUUCAGGAGGAAACUAAAGUAGGAAAAUAUACUUUCCCAUCUGGGGUGCGGCUCAUGUUGCCAAUACUCUUACUGCAUUAUGAUGUCAAAAUAUGGGGUGACGAUUCGGAAAAGUUCAAUCCAGACAGAUUUAGUGAAGGAGUAUCAAAUGCGACAAAAGGCCAAGCUUCAUUCUUCCCCUUCGGUUGGGGACCUCGAAUAUGUAUUGGACAAACCUUUGCUAUGAUUGAAGCAAAAUUGGCUAUGGCAAUGAUUCUCCAGCACUUCUCCUUUGAACUUUCUCCAUCUUAUACUCAUGCUCCUUACACCAUAGUUACAAUUCAACCUCAGCAUGGUGCUCACUUGAUUCUACGCAAAUUAUAGCAUGAAGAACUUGUCAAUCCAUACUUGAUUGAUUUUUAUGAGUAACAAUAUGCAAUUGCUCUAUCUUUUUUUCCCAAUCCAUACUUCAUUAUCAAUCCUUAUGCCAAUUGUAAC